Messenger RNA from Pecten maximus, 4402 nucleotides. RefSeq names its product calmodulin-A-like. Lineage: Eukaryota; Metazoa; Mollusca; Bivalvia; Pectinida; Pectinidae. Gene Ontology annotation, molecular function: enzyme regulator activity; calcium ion binding. The record is from RefSeq and is a predicted model, not a curated record. The transcript has 5 exons. Bases 735 to 1229 code for a protein of 164 amino acids.
CUAUAAUGACGAAUAGCGAGACAAGGAAGUAAGAAUCGGUAGAAAUCAUUCAAGACAUUCAAGACAUUCAAGACACCAAAAACAACAAAAGAGAAAUUGACACGUGGAAAUAUCAUGGACGAAGGUAGAUAAAUAAUAUAUCUUAACCGACAGACAUCAUUUACAUUCCGUGGACUAAUUCUCGGAGGAGUUGUUGAAAUAGCAUAUACAAACAGUCUGUUAUUGGAGCAUCCAGUCUUGUGUCAAUGCAAUUUCUCAUAGGUACUGUUAAACCAGUCGGUAAAGUCAGUCGAUGUUACUGAGGCUGAAUAAUGGUAUUUAGUGGCCCCGAUGGGUAACGAAGUGUGUACACCACUAUACAUUGUUUAUAAGACAUCAAUAUGUUGGGGAAAACUGUGAUGAAGUAAAACAGUGGCCAGGAACGUUUACGAAGCUGGUAUUUGUAAGCGGUUUGACAAUUCAUUUGUAUAAUGCAUCUGCGUAUGAUGCAUAUCACUGUAUAAUUUUUAUUGCCAGAUAUACACUUUUUUGGACUUCUGUUAUAUUGGACGGGUGCCCUGUCACGUGUCUAAUGAAUAUUUGAUGCGAAAAUUGUGCCUUGCAUUGACAGCAUCACACCUCUACUAGCAGACAGGUCAGCUUCGUCGGUCACCUCGCUGGUCACCUCGCUGGUCACUUUACAGGACAGAAUUGCGACCACUGGUCAUUCUCUCAUUGAUCUUCGCCUUCCAGCCAUGAGCACCAAGGAACACCUGGCCAAGCUUGCGGCGCUGCAGAGUCUGACAGAAGAACAGGUAGCGGAAAUACGAGAAGCGUUUAAUGUAUUUGACAAAAAUGGCGAUGGAAUCGUAUCGCUCAAGGAAUUAGGGACAGUGAUGAGGUCACUAGGUCAGAACCCGACUGACGCCGAGGUACAGGAAAUGAUCAACGAGGUAGACGCUGAUGGUAGUGGUACCAUCGAGUUUUUGGAGUUUGUGAACAUGAUGAAACGGAAGAUUGAUACCAUCGAUGACGCGGAGGAGGUCAGACAAGCAUGGCGGGUUUUUGACCGUGACGGUCAAGGCUUCAUUCACGUGGAUGAGAUGAGAUACGUUCUGACCAGUUUAGAGGAAGCAGAUGCUUCAAUUGAGGAGGUCGAUGAGUUAUUAGAGGUUGCCGACAAAGAUGGCGAUGGUCUUCUCGAGUAUGAAGAAUUCGUUAUGAUGAUUACAAAGAAGGAUUGGAGAUAGCGGGUUUCUCUCCUAGAAUGGUUAGAAGGCGUCAUCCCUUGCGGAACGCUGAUUUUUACAACGACAUGCUCCUCUGCAUCAACUGAAAUUGGCCAAUUCCCCCGUGAUAUGUGUUGAUGUUCUUUAUAUACACUUUAUAUUAACGACUUACCUGGAAGUGAACAUGACCUUAUUAAAUGAACAUGACCUUAUUAAGUGAACAUGACCCAAUUAUUUCAACACGACCCAAUUAAGUGAACAUGACCCAAUUAGGUGAGCAUGAACCAAUUAAGUGAUCAUGACCCAAUUAGGUGAGCAUGACCUAAUUAAGUAAACAUGACCCUAUUAAAUGAACAUGACCUAAUUAAUUGAGCAUGACCUAAUUAAGUGAACAUGACCCAAUUUAGUGAACAUUACCCAAUUAAUUGAACAUGACCCAAUUAAAUGAAGAUGACUUGAUUAAGUAAAGAUGACCUUAUUAAGUGAACAUGACCUAAUUAAUUGAGCAUGACCUAAUUAAGUGAACAUGACCCAAUUUAGUGAACAUGACCCAAUUAAGUGAACAUGAUAUUUUUAAGUUCCAGGAAUAAUAUCGAGCUGUAACAUCAAGACAGACAAUUUUUUUCUUUUCAGUUUUAUUCAGAAUUGUGUGUAUUUCGCUCUUCAUAUAUAAAUAUCACCAAUACAACAGUAUAAGGUAUAUUCAGUAACAAAAUACAGUACCACUCAUACUUUCAUUUCAUGCGCAAUUCAAUUUCACAAACAAAUACACAUAUGUAUUUAUAUAUAAAUAAGUUUCAGAAAUAAGUUAAAAUAGUAUAUAAUAAAAAAAACAUUCUGCAAUCAGUUGUGCCUGGCACGGUGCACGUGCGGUUAAAUGCUCGAUGUGAGUUUAACCUCCUUUGAAAAUGGUUCCUUACCUUUCGGAAAAGUGAUUCAUUUUGAAUCUGUUUUUUCUUUGUAGAUUAUCUUAGUUGAUUUUUGAUAAAACAUUGAAGAGAUAACUAUUUAUAUUUGAAUCAUAUAAAGAUGCAAAUCACAAGUAGUAUCUCUUGUAACAUAAAUCAUGAAGAACGAUAACUCUUACACAUAUGAGAUGUAAUGUAUGGCCUUAAUUGAUAUUUGACAAAGACGUUCUUCCCCUUUGAGAUCAGUACUCUGUAUAUUAUGACUUUUAAUACACAAUAUUCUCUGCGCAUUUCACAUCAGUGGUAGAAAAUAUAUCACUCGAUUCAUGUGUUGAUAUGAAGAUAAAAUAAAUAAACGAAUAAAAACUGUAAUCGGAUUUAAUGAAAGGUCACUAUAAAUAAAGUUUACCCUGUUUUGACACUAAUAAUCUAUAAUUAGGCCUUCGUUGAUAUGCCCGCUUUAUAUACUUAAUUCAGUAUUCAAAAUAUUUAACAGAAUAUAUCUGUCUUCCAUUACAAACUCGUAUCAACACACGAUCUUGUUCUUGUUUGAAAAGUCAAUGUUACGUCACUUUAGAUGUAUUUUUUUAUUAAAUAUUUCCUAAAUAUAGCCAUUUGACAACAGCUUAUAAGUGUAUAUUUAAAACCACCAAGUAAGGGAGAAAACUCUGCACACCAGCCGGGCACAUAUGUUCCCGCACCCAAUCACAUAACCCACACUUGAAACCAUUGAAUAAAUACAAUGUUUUUCAUUCAUUUUAUAAUUUAAGUAGUUUUCUUUUUAUGAUAUAUUCAACCUAAAUAAAUAUGUAUAUAUCACACAUGUCCAUCAUUUAAAUAUCAUUUUAAGUAAUAUAUAUAUAUAUAUGUUCAUGAUAUGCACAAAGUAAUUCAUACUUUUUGGGAAAGUUAUAACACUUGUGUCACAAUAUUAUUAUUACAAUUCAGUAUGUACAUUUCAUUUAAAGAAAUUUUAUUCCAUCCUGAAAAUAUCAGUAUUGUAUAGGUUGCCAAGUGUAUUGAUGUAAUUUCAGAAUGUUCAAUCAUUGUUUAAUUCUAUGGUUUCUUUAUUAUCGUGACAUUAAAAUAAUAUAUUUUAUACGUCACUAUAUAAAUAUUAAUAUAUAAACUAUUUACAAACAAUUGCUCAUUUUAUAAACCUCUUUAUACUGCCAUUUAUAGAACAAUGACUUAAAUGCCGUUUUAAUGGUAAGAUUCUGAUAUUUACUUGAGACAGAAAUAGGGGACAAAGAAAACAUUUAAUUGUUAACAAUAUAUCAAAGGAAACAAUAGCUCAGAAUUAUCUUAAGUUUAAACUCUAUGUUAUCUGACACUAGAACUGAUUAUCGAUAUAUAAAUCUCCAAUAGCAUUUUUGCAUUGAAAUAUUGGAAUAAAAGAUUUAUAUACUUCAGUUUUAACUUCAAAACCCUUAAAAUAAAUAUGGACAUAGUCCCUCUUAGAUUCAUUACAUAUGUUUAUGUUUUUCAGCGUUAAAGUCAAUACAUUCAACUCGUUUCCCAUUUAGUGUAUGUGCUGAAUAGAGUUUGAAGUUUAUGUUAUAUGCGCGACCUUAAUGAACUAGACUAUGUUUAAUCUGGUCUAGAGAGAUCGAAUUCGUCAACACUAUUUGAUAUAGCUAUAAACAGCACUUCAAACAAUUUUAAUUUUACUGCCAAUCACAAUGGAAGCUUAUUAAAAUAUUUUGUUGAUCUAAGAAGAAUAAAUAUAUUUCAACCAUUAUUUCUUGGUCAUUAUGCACCAGCUUUCAUAAAACCGGAAUUUUAGUUAAUCUUGUUUCAAUAUUCAUGCGUCACACGGAAAAAAUCAGUUAAAUACACAUGUUGUUUAUUUAUGUCGUACAUCAUUGUAAACAAGAUUAACUAAAAGACAGCAUACACUGUAUUCAAAACCUGUAUGAUCCCAAUUUUACAACAAAAAAUAUCACUGUUUACAUUGUUACAUUCAAUAAAAAAUAUUGUGAAAAUGCCAGUCAUUAUACAGUUUGACAGUUAAAUAAUCAUAUAAAAAGUAUACACAUGAUGGAUGAUGUCAGCAACUUGUUAUAUCAUAAUGAGUGACGUCAUCGAAUAUAAAUCUACAAAAAAUGUGGAUGACGUCAUCAAAAUGUGUUAACUCUAAACGGUGACGAGUGAAUAUUUGGUGUACUAUGCCUAUAUUGAAUUAUCUAUGCAAUGGAUUCCAUGACACAUUUUGGGCACUUUGUUUUGAAUUUGAUGCACACUUUCCAAUGUGUGACUUUUAAUAAAAAUGAAUGUUUAUCUAAA